This is a messenger RNA of Dalotia coriaria, 5179 nucleotides long. Its product is annotated as acetyl-CoA carboxylase-like. The record is from RefSeq and is a predicted model, not a curated record. Gene Ontology annotation, biological process: fatty acid biosynthetic process. Gene Ontology annotation, cellular component: mitochondrion. Gene Ontology annotation, molecular function: metal ion binding; ATP binding; acetyl-CoA carboxylase activity. NCBI's taxonomy places the organism in Eukaryota, Metazoa, Arthropoda, Insecta, Coleoptera, Staphylinidae.
GUGCUUUUUUAUGCGAGCGUUGCUACGCAUCGAAUAUAAUCCGUGGUGCGCGCCGCGCUUUCCAGUCGUUCGGACACUGUCGCAGUCGAAGCACAAAUCACACAAAACAAAAAAAAUAAAUAAAAUUAUAAAAAUUAAAUUAUUAACAGUGGUGUGUGUGCUUUUCACUUGUAGAGGGUGGUGAUUUAUGUUGGAGGUGCUCGCGGCGUGUGCACUCUGCGUCUUCUUGCGCCGCAUAUUCGUCUGGUGGUUCGCGCAGCCAGCUGUGGACGAAAUUGGGAAGUCGAAGAAGAACAGCAGCCGGAAGGCAAGGCGGAACGCUGAGAGGAAAGCCGUGGCGGAUGGUAAUACAACGGAAGAGGACGGAUUAACGGUAACAACGGCGCAGAUUAACUCAAAUUUAGAGGAGUCGGAAUCUCUGUGCACGCAAAAGUCCGAAGAAAGUGACGAUUUUGUGCUCAUUGAGGAUAUUAGCGAAGCAGAAAAAGAGAUGGCUGCCACACCGGUGCAAUGGACGUUGGGGGAGGAGCAACACCGUGAAGAGUCGGAGGAUGUCUUUCCGCAUAAUGGUAUUGGGGAGAAUCCACCGCCAGCGGCGCCGUCUGAUGGCAAAGGGUUGAAUAGGGAUCAGCAACAGGAGUUGGAUCGGAAAAGACGCACAUUGAAGCCGAGCAUGUCGCAAGGCACCGUCAUCAUGCCGAACCGCCUACAGGAGAAGGAUUUCACAGUGGCGACGCCCGAAGAGUUCGUGCGCCGCUUCGGCGGCACGAAGGUCAUUAACAAGGUUCUAAUCGCUAACAAUGGCAUCGCCGCCGUGAAAUGCAUGCGAUCUGUGCGUCGCUGGUCGUAUGAGAUGUUCAAAAACGAACGCGCUGUGCGUUUCGUCGUCAUGGUGACACCGGAAGACCUCAAAGCCAAUGCGGAGUACAUCAAAAUGGCGGAUCAUUAUGUCCCAGUCCCGGGUGGUACUAAUAAUAAUAACUAUGCGAAUGUCGAGUUGAUUAUCGACAUCGCCAUUAGAUGUCAGGUGCAGGCGGUGUGGGCCGGUUGGGGUCAUGCGUCUGAGAAUCCAAAACUGCCUGAAUUGUUGCAUAAAAAUAAUAUUGCGUUCAUUGGCCCGCCGGAGAAAGCCAUGUGGGCGCUGGGGGAUAAAAUCGCCUCGUCGAUUGUUGCGCAAACCGCGGAUAUUCCUACGCUACCGUGGAGUGGGUCUGAGUUGAAGGCGCAGUAUAGCGGGAAGAAGAUUAAGAUCUCUUCGGAGUUGUUUGCGAGAGGUUGUGUGCAUUCGGCGGAGCAGGGUGUUGCGGCUGCGCAGAAGAUCGGCUUUCCGGUGAUGAUUAAAGCGUCGGAAGGUGGGGGGAAAGGUAUCAGGAAAGUUGAUAAUGCGGAUGAUUUUCCUGCUGCGUUCAGACAGGUGCAAGCUGAAGUUCCUGGCUCGCCGAUUUUUGUUAUGAAACUUGCCAAGUGCGCCCGCCAUCUUGAAGUGCAGCUGCUCGCUGAUCAGUACGGCAACGCCAUCUCGAUCUUCGGCCGUGAUUGUUCCAUUCAGCGGAGACAUCAGAAGAUUAUUGAGGAAGCGCCGGCUGUCAUUGCGAAGUCAUCUGUGUUUGAGGAUAUGGAGAAGGCGGCGGUGCGUCUGGCGAAAAUGGUUGGUUAUGUCUCGGCGGGUACUGUGGAGUAUUUGUAUGAUACUUCAGGGCAUUAUUAUUUCCUGGAGUUGAAUCCACGUCUGCAGGUGGAGCAUCCCUGCACGGAAAUGGUGUCGGAUGUUAAUUUACCAUCAGCACAACUUCAAAUUGCCAUGGGUUUGUCCCUCCAUAACAUUAAAGAUAUCCGCCUUCUAUAUGGAGAAUCACCUUGGGGCAGCUCAGUCAUAGAUUUCGAUCAACCACGACACAAACCCCAACCAUGGGGCCAUGUCAUAGCCGCGCGUAUCACCUCUGAAAACCCCGACGAAGGUUUCAAGCCCAGUUCGGGUACUGUACAGGAACUAAACUUCCGCUCAUCGAAAAAUGUCUGGGGAUAUUUCUCGGUGGCAGCUAGUGGUGGCCUGCAUGAGUUUGCAGACUCACAAUUCGGGCAUUGUUUCUCCUGGGGCGAGAAUCGCGAACAAGCCAGAGAGAAUCUAGUCAUUGCCUUGAAAGAAUUAUCAAUUCGAGGCGAUUUUAGGACAACUGUAGAGUAUCUCAUCACGUUACUGGAAACGAAAAGCUUCCAACAGAAUAGCAUCGACACUGCGUGGUUGGAUAUCCUGAUUUCCGAGCGAAUGCAAUCGGAAAAACCCGAUGUUAUGCUCGGAGUCAUCUGCGGGGCGUUACACAUCGGAGAUAAAACAAUCUCCACCGCUUUCCACGAGUUUCAAACGUCGUUGGAACGCGGACAGAUUCAAGGUUCGAACACUUUGAACAACACAGUCGAUGUGGAACUCAUAAAUGACGCGUAUAAAUAUAAAGUGCAAGCAACAAAAUCCGGCCCCAAUACGUAUUUCCUCGUCAUGAAUGGCUCAUUCAAGGAAAUCGAACUGCAUAGACUCAGCGAUGGUGGUAUUCUCCUCUCGGUAGAUGGCGCAUCUUUCACGACGUACAUGAAAGAAGAGGUUGACCGCUACCGGAUUGUCAUAGGCAACCAGACGUGCAUCUUCGAGAAAGAAAACGAUCCCACCUUGUUACGCUCACCAUCCGCUGGUAAACUCAUCGGUUUUCUUGUUGAUGAUGGUGGACAUGUGGAUCGUGGUCAGGCGUAUGCAGAAAUUGAGGUUAUGAAGAUGGUUAUGACCGUGACAGCCAGCGAGGCGGGUUGCGUUUCGUAUGUGAAGCGUUCCGGCGCUGUGUUGGACGCAGGCGCCAUUAUUGCCACGCUUGAAUUGGACGAUGCUUCGCUUGUGACUAAAGCACAGCUGUACACUAGUCCCUUCCCGGAUAUAGAUGUAUCGCAUCCCUUGGCAUCGGAAAAGUUGAAUCAUAUUCAUAAUUCUUACAAGGUUAUCUUGGAGAAUACUCUGGCGGGAUAUUGUUUGCCGGAUCCUUAUAAUGCGAAGCGUUUGAGGGAGGUUAUUGAGAAAUUCAUGGCCACCUUAAGGGAUUCUUCUCUGCCGUUGUUGGAGUUACAGGAGGUUAUUGCUAGUAUUUCAGGGAGGAUUCCAGCUGCUGUUGAAAAGAAGAUCCGGAAGUUGAUGUCGCUUUACGAGAGGAAUAUUACUAGUGUACUGGCGCAAUUUCCCAGCCAGCAGAUUGCCAGUGUUAUCGAUAGCCAUGCAGCUUCGAUGCAAAAACGCGCCGAACGCGACAAUUUCUUCCUGGCAACCGAAGGAAUAGUCCAACUCGUCCAGCGUUAUCGCAACGGCAUCCGUGGCAGGAUGAAGGCGGCCGUGCACGACCUCCUCCGCCAAUACUACAACGUCGAGAGUCAAUUCCAACAUGGCCACUACGAUAAAUGCGUGUCUGCGCUGCGCGAUAAACACAAGGAUGACAUGACGCAGGUGUCCGCAACCAUCUUCUCACAUUCACAAGUCGCCAAGAAGAAUCUCCUGGUAACCAUGCUCAUCGAUCAUUUAUGGUCCAACGAACCAGGACUUACCGAUGAAUUAGCCGCGACGUUGAAUGAAUUAACUUCUCUGAAUCGCAGUGAACAUUCGAGAGUGGCGCUGCGUGCGCGGCAAGUGUUGAUCGCAGCGCAUCAACCUGCGUAUGAGCUACGCCACAAUCAAAUGGAGAGUAUAUUCUUGAGUGCUGUAGAUAUGUAUGGACAUGAGUUCCAUCCGGAGAAUCUGCAGAAACUGAUUGUUUCUGAGACGUCUAUUUUUGAUAUCCUGCAUGAUUUCUUCUAUCAUACGAAUCGCGCUGUUUGCAACGCUGCGUUGGAGGUUUACGUACGGCGUGCGUAUACAAGUUAUGAUAUUACUUGUCUGCAGCAUGAGGAACUCAGCGCGGAGGUUUCCCUCGUGCAUUUCCAGUUCUUAUUACCUCCAUCACAUCCAAAUCGUCUCAUAAAACUAGACACAAUCAAAGAAGACGGUGAGACAGUCAAAAUCUUCGACUCUUUCCAACGUACCGGAUGCAUGGCGGCGUUUGAAAGCUUCCAGCAGUUUGAAUCCUACGCGGAUGAAAUCUUCGACCUCAUUGAAGACUUCUCCAGCCCUGCAACAAUCAGCGCCAAGGAUUUAAACAUGCUGGAAAGCGGAAGUGAUUCCCGAACGAAUUCCACAAGUAUAAAUGUAAGUCUAUCUGUGGAUGGACAACGCAGUAGUCAAGACGACGAGAAACUCCAGGAACCCAUUCAUAUCCUACACGUGGGUGUGAAGGAUAAAGGCGACGCGGACGAUACCACCAUGUCGCAGAUCUUCGGCAGUUUCUGCGCAAGGCAUAAAAGCGAGCUGGAAGCGCGCGGAAUUCGCCGGAUUACAUUCGCAGCGUUGAAACACAAGCAAUUCCCGAAGUUCUUCACAUACCGCGCGAGGGAUGGAUAUAAAGAAGAUCGCAUCUAUCGCCAUCUUGAACCGGCAUGCGCAUUCCAACUGGAGUUGAAUCGCAUGCGCACGUACAACCUCGAAGCCCUACCCACAUCCAAUCAGAAGAUGCAUUUGUAUUUAGGUAAAGCUAAAGUCGCCCCGGGGCAUGAAGUGACAGAUUAUCGCUUUUUUAUCCGGUCGAUCAUCCGGCAUUCUGAUUUGAUUACGAAAGAAGCUAGUUUUGAGUAUUUACAAAACGAAGGUGAGCGUGUAUUGUUAGAGGCAAUGGAUGAGCUUGAAGUGGCUUUCAGUCAUCCGCAAUCACGACGCACGGAUUGUAAUCAUAUAUUCUUAAACUUCAUCCCUACGGUUAUCAUGGAUCCCAGUAAAAUAGAAGAGGCUGUCACGUCGAUGGUAAUGCGUUAUGGUCCGCGUCUAUGGAAGCUGCGUGUAUUGCAAGCGGAACUCAAGAUGAUUAUCCGCGCAACUCCGAAUUCCCCAACAACGAAUGUCCGUCUUUGUAUUGCUAAUGACAGCGGAUAUUACCUAGAUAUUAACAUGUACACAGAAUUAGUGAAUCCUGACACAGGUAUCAUCAGAUUUGAAGCCUACGGGCAGAAACAAGGACAUCUCCAUGGUCUGCCCAUAUCCACACCGUACCUGGCAAAGGAUUACCUCCAGCAGAAGCGCUUCCAGGCGCAGCAAGCAGGUACGACUUACGUGUAUGAUUAG